UGGUGAGCGUGAUUCCGAUUCUCGAAAACCUUUUCGCCCAGUACCCCCUUCGGAAUCUGGUUGCAGAUCCUUCUUUGUCUCCUUAGAAAGCGGGGUAUUCCUCGUGGAUGAUGAGGGUGUGGUGCCCUCAUCCUCUUCGGUAUCUGGUGGCAUUUCCUGCUUUGCCUCCUCCUCCUGCGCAUCCAAGUAGAUACUUUGAGCAGUGGGCUUUUUCUCGGGACUUCGCGGGCUGUUCAUGCCGGUGCCCUCUUCCCAGGAGUCUGACAUUCCGGCCAGGGAAACCGAAACCCCAAUUUCGUAAUCCAAAUUCGGAGCUAUGUAGAAAUACACCCCCUAAAAAAUCCCCAGUCACUAUGAACUGCAAACUACGUCGUCUGGAACUCCUGCGCAAUGGCCGAAAUUCGGACUGCGAGCUGCAUGUCUGGUAUCCGGAUAUGGUGGAUGGUAAGCUGGGUCAGCGGAUCUUCCGGUGCCACCAGGUAAUGCUCGUCUCCGCCUCCGGGGAAUUCGAGCGGCUGAUCAGGGAUCCCGAGUUUGGGAGAAACAAGAACGUGAUCAGCGUGGAGGACGCCUCGCCCACCGCCUACGAAGCCCUGCUCCUCUAUAUAUACACUUACGAAGUCUGCAACGCGGUCACCAUCGACAUGUGUGGUGACCUCAUGCACCUCGCACAGCGCUACAACAUGCUUGACUUCAUCGACUGCUAUGUAGAGAAGCUGGCCAACCAGGAGUGGCCCAUGGAGGUGGUGCUGCAGGUCUUCCACCUGGCCAGUGAACACAAUCAUCCGGCUUUAAUGGAUCUUGUGGCGAAGAAAAUCCUGCCCAUUGCCACCCAAGUUCUCAAAGACCAAUCCUUUUUAAAGUUAAGUCUAGAGGAGCUCAGGGCUCUGAUGGUCAUCCUAAAAAGGGAAGGAGUGCUCUCCGACCAUCAACUGCUGGACUCGCUGAGGAACUACCAGGAGGUGAACGACAUACGCUACAACGACAUGGAGCAGUUCCAGCAGUUUGUGAAGGUGACUCAGAUAUUCGCCAACGUGCUUUUCGAGCUCCUUUUCGAGGUGGAUGGCACCUUGGUCCUGCCCGAAGACGAGGCUUUCUUGACCAGAGAACACGGCUCGGACGCCUCGGUUUACCCAAGGAGCAGUCCGUAGCCAGAUUAGAUUACAUAUCUAGAGGGAUCAUUUAUUGGAGAGUGGGGAAAAAAGGGGGCGCUGGGGCAAAACAAACAAAGUCGCAUUCGGAUCGGAUCGGCUUAUACAAUAAAUACUAUAACAUAA
Messenger RNA from Drosophila elegans, 1277 nucleotides. RefSeq lists its product as uncharacterized. The transcript is spliced from 2 exons. The coding region runs from base 108 to 1151 and encodes 347 amino acids. The record is from RefSeq and is a predicted model, not a curated record. Gene Ontology annotation, molecular function: ubiquitin protein ligase binding. Lineage: Eukaryota; Metazoa; Arthropoda; Insecta; Diptera; Drosophilidae. Gene Ontology annotation, cellular component: cytoplasm. Gene Ontology annotation, biological process: regulation of proteolysis; proteasome-mediated ubiquitin-dependent protein catabolic process.